GUAGGUCUCGCGCUGUUAUUCGAGGAGCAGCGACGCACCGGGCUGCGGCGUGAGAGGGACUGACGAUGGACACCCAGAAGGACGUGCAGCCGCCUAAACAGCAGCCAAUGAUAUAUAUCUGUGGAGAAUGUCAUACAGAAAAUGAAAUAAAAUCCAGGGAUCCAAUCAGAUGUAGGGAAUGCGGAUAUAGAAUAAUGUACAAGAAAAGAACAAAAAGAUUGGUGGUUUUUGAUGCCCGGUGAAAUCCUAAGAAUUCAGAGUAAAAGCUUCACUUUCUUCUGGAUUUCCCCCAUCCAUUUCAAAUUGUAUAGCUUUUGGGUUGUAUGCUUUCCUUUUACAGACCACUGUAAUACUCUUCCGUUCUGUAGGUGUAAAUUAUUUUUAAAAUAAAAUUUUCAAAUGUAUUAUCAAAA
Vombatus ursinus (common wombat) is the source of this 413-nucleotide messenger RNA. It is a transcript of the gene POLR2K, whose product is annotated as RNA polymerase II subunit K. The transcript is spliced from 4 exons. Lineage: Eukaryota; Metazoa; Chordata; Mammalia; Diprotodontia; Vombatidae. Gene Ontology annotation, cellular component: RNA polymerase III complex; RNA polymerase I complex; RNA polymerase II, core complex. Gene Ontology annotation, biological process: DNA-templated transcription. Gene Ontology annotation, molecular function: zinc ion binding; DNA binding; DNA-directed RNA polymerase activity. The coding region runs from base 66 to 242 and encodes 58 amino acids. The record is from RefSeq and is a predicted model, not a curated record.